CCUCCUUCCGGAGCGGUUGCCUUGACCCCGAUGUGCUUUCGGGGAAACUGAGGACCCUAAGGCAAGGCAGGCUGGUGGGUGCACUCCGCCCCUAGAACUGACGGGGCGCACACCUCCCGGCCGAAGCCUGUAUCGCCCCGCCUGUUCCAGUGGCCCAGGACGAUCCCGUGACCCCGCUACUUGGGGAAGAGUCUCGGGGGUAGAGCGUCCAGCCCGGGGGCAGGAAGGGGUGUGGGACAGCUGAUGAUGAUACGGUGACAGCCAACGUGUUGACUGUUAACUAUGUGGUUUACAUGCAUGCUCUCAUUUAAUACCCCCAUCGUGAAAUCUGUGAGGACAAGAUGAAGCUCAUCAUCCUGGACCACUAUUCUCAGGCCAGCGAGUGGGCGGCCAAAUACAUCAGGAACCGCAUCAUCCAGUUUAACCCGGGGCCAGACAAGUACUUCACCCUGGGGCUCCCCACUGGGAGCACCCCACUUGGCUGCUAUAAGAAGCUGAUUGAAUACUAUACGAAUGGGGACCUGUCCUUUAAAUAUGUGAAGACCUUCAACAUGGACGAGUAUGUGGGCCUUCCUCGAGAACACCCAGAGAGUUACCACUCCUUCAUGUGGAACAACUUCUUCAAGCACAUUGACAUCCACCCAGAAAACACCCACAUUCUGGAUGGGAACGCGGCUGACCUACAGGCUGAAUGCGACGCCUUUGAAGAGAAGAUCAAGGCUGCAGGCGGGAUCGAGCUGUUUGUUGGAGGGAUCGGCCCCGAUGGACACAUAGCCUUCAACGAGCCGGGCUCCAGUCUGGUGUCCCGGACCCGUGUGAAGACCCUGGCCAUGGACACCAUCCUGGCCAACGCUAGGUUCUUCGAUGGAAAGCUCGCCAACGUGCCCACCAUGGCCCUGACGGUGGGCGUGGGCACCGUCAUGGACGCUAGAGAGGUGAUGAUCCUCAUCACGGGUGCUCACAAGGCGUUUGCUCUGUACAAGGCUAUCGAGGAGGGAGUGAACCACAUGUGGACCGUGUCUGCCUUCCAGCAGCAUCCCCGCACCGUGUUUGUGUGCGACGAGGAUGCCACCUUGGAGCUGAAAGUGAAGACUGUCAAGUAUUUCAAAGGUUUAAUGCUUGUUCAUAACAAGUUGGUGGACCCCUUGUACAGUAUCAAAGAGAAAGAAAUUGAGAAAAGCCAGUCUUCUAAGAAACCAUACAGCGAUUAGCCUGUGCCGGGACCUAGUAUCAAGUACCUCAUAAGGACAGGCAGGUCUUUCUGGAAAUUGUUUUUAGAACAGAAUUGUAUUUCUUUAAUCCAGUGUGGUUAUGUCAGAUAAGUGGAUGAACCUAUUGUUUUUGGCUUUCAGGCUAGGAGCCUAGUCAUGAAGUUUAGCUACAGGAAGAAUGAUUAUAACUUAAUCAGAAGAAAAAAAAAAUCCCUGAAAAAUGUAUGGCAUCAUUUUGAUGUCUGCCAGACCCAGGUUAGUUUUAACUUUUUCUUCUGCCUCAGUUAUUGUUCACGUGUACAACACACUCCCGUCAGAACUUCCUAUCCUUACCUGCACUGAUUCUCAAGUGGGAGGGAAUUAGGGGUUUGUGUGUAUUGAACACAACCUCUUUGGAGAAAGUCUCAGCAGCUCCUUUUUUCCAGACCUGCCCCUAUUUGAGAAUCAUUGUUUCAGAUUAAGGCACAAACUGGGUAUCUAAGCACAAGGAAGCAGUCUCUCUGGUCAGUGACAAGUGCCGUGGAAGACAGCUGUCCUUGCAGCUGCCCUUCCAUGAACUGGGAGGACUCCUUGGGGAGCGAUUUGGGUGGGUAGGGCCAAAGAGGUGGCUUUUGCUGAUAAGAGUCUCAAGGGUCCCAGUCACGUCAAACUUCCCUCCUUUGGGGACCCUCCGGCACCAAGAGGAAUAAGGCGGAAGCCCUUUUCCCACCAGAGCCCUGUGUUUUUGUCAGAGGUCUCGCUGUGGCUCCUCUCUGACAUACUCAUUAGUUAAGUAGGAGGCCCACUGGGGCAGUAGACACUGCCACGACUUCAGUGUUGUGUUCAGCCAGAGUGAUGUGAGUUUAGUUGCAACACAUGAGUGUCAUGCUCUCCUGCCUCCCUAAGAGCUGAGUGCCAGGACAACAUACCAAAUGCUUCUAAUACUGUUUCCCCACUUAAAACACUCUGCUCUUCUAGCCCUCUUGGGUUCAUGUGGUGUGGUUACCAUUUCUCCUUCACCCCUGGCGCCCAUGAUGGUCUAUUGCUUGGCCUUCUUUUUAUUCUUAAGCCUUGGUGGAGUAGAUGCUGCUGCCUCCUCCCUGUUUUGGUGCCUGUUUGAAGCUACUGCUGCCUCCAAUUCUGGGAAAGAUCUUCCAGAGCCUGGCUUAGGUCUCUCUUUAAGUGUUGUGUUUGGUACCAGUGUUUCAUCUUUAGCUUUUAUAUGUAAUUAUGCUGGCAAUCUGUUUUAAGCUAAUGGAUCAGUGGACUUGUUUACAAUGUGAUAUUUUCUAUUAAAUCCAAUAUUUUCAAAUAAAAUGGGUCAUUUGUGGCUUUCAACCCCUAAAUUUCAGGUUUUCUGGGCUGGAUAAUUCUAUAGAACUAGUUGGUCAGCGCAAAGCCUCGGCAUGAAUUGCAGGGAAGGUCACAAAGCACAGCAACUGCCUGUUAAUCUCUUCUACAAUUGUCAGGGUGAAAGAUAAUCAAAAGAUUUUGUGGGCUGGUCUGAUGGUAGUAGGUUAUCAGAACUUACUAAUAUCAGUGUCACUGAAGUUGGUAUUCAACCCCCCACUGCUAAAUUUGACUGGCUUAAAAAAAAUAAAAAAUAAAGAUUUUAUGAAAAUGAAGCACCUAUGUGAAAAAGGGCAGGAGUGAACAGAUGAGCAAUAAAUUGUCAUGCUCUGGCUAUUCUUGAGAUCCAAACAAGGAUAUAGCUGUUAAAAAGAAUAAGAUUUGUGAUGAGGGACAUAAAAACUGCAAGGUAUAGAAAAAUACAUCUAGGUUUUGUUUUUGUUAAAGUCAAUGUAAUGGACUAUCUUGGGUCAAUAUAACUAACUAAGGAGUUACAAGUAGAAGUUGGAAGAAGGGUUUAAUUUUUAAAAUAAUUUUGGGAUAUAAUUUACCUGCUGAUAAAAUGUAUUUUUAAAUAAAGUCCAGGGAUUUUUAUCAAGUUUA
Messenger RNA from Lemur catta (Ring-tailed lemur), 3143 nucleotides. It is a transcript of the gene GNPDA1, whose product is annotated as glucosamine-6-phosphate deaminase 1. The record is from RefSeq and is a predicted model, not a curated record. Bases 342 to 1211 code for a protein of 289 amino acids. Gene Ontology annotation, biological process: N-acetylglucosamine catabolic process; carbohydrate metabolic process; D-glucosamine catabolic process. NCBI's taxonomy places the organism in Eukaryota, Metazoa, Chordata, Mammalia, Primates, Lemuridae. Gene Ontology annotation, cellular component: cytoplasm. Gene Ontology annotation, molecular function: glucosamine-6-phosphate deaminase activity; identical protein binding. The transcript has 7 exons.